AUGGUUACCGGCAACGAGAGCUUCGGCGCCAGUCUCGAGCGUCAGAGUUGGAUACACUACUCAAUAGGGAUGGCCUUUAUCUUCCUCAGAAUGUUGGGCGGUGUCUCCAACUUCGAAGCCGACGACUAUCUCCAGAUUCUCGCAGCGGUUCUCUUCACUGUCCUGGUAGCCCUCCUCAACAUCAUCACCGACGGAGGCGGCUCGAACCUCUACCCUCCAGAACUAGAAGGCACCUUCACCCAAGCCGAGAUCGAAGACCGCAUCCACGGCUCCAAGAUUGUCCUCGUUUCAGAGCAGGCCAUGCUGAACCUCAUCUACGUGCUUAAAGCCUGCGUGCUGAUCCUCUACACCCGCCUUACCCUUAACCUCGCCGCCCAGCGCCUCGUGCGCUGGCUAGCAAUGUACGUCGCUCUCGGAUGGACCGCGACGCAGGUAACAAUGUUCGCCGCCUGCCGUCCCUUCAGCGGCUACUGGGCUAUGCCGCCACCCGACCCGCAAUGCACGACGUAUGAGAACUACGCCAUCCUCCAGGGCUGGUUCAACAUCUCUUCCGACAUGCUGAUGCUCAUGAUUCCCCUUCCGCUCGUCUUUCGUAUGAAGGUGCCCUGGAAGCAAAAGGUCGUUCUCUUAUUUGUCUUCAGUCUCGGCAUCUGCGUCAUCGUCGCGGCGCUGCUGACCAAGAUCUUCAACCUGUCCGACCCGUACAGCCCUACGUACAUGCUGUGGUACAUCCGCGAGGCAAGCGUCGCCGUCUACGUAUCGAACCUGCCGCUUGUCUGGCCGCUGCUAAGGGAGUGGUUCCCCUGGCUGCGAAACCUUAAGACGGCGGGCGUGCUUCCGACGCCGUCUAAUCAGGCAACGGGUCACCGGACGAAGCAGGAUGCGAACAUGUCCUCAGGUGUUACCGUUCACAGCACACACCGGGGGCCUGCGCCUGCGGGGGUGCCGAACUCGAGGAGACAUACCUUUGAGGAGUUUGGGACCUGGCUCAGCGCCAGCGACCUUGAGCUCCAGAAGCCGGCCCGCGUUUUGAGGUCGUCGGCAAGUAGGCGGCACAUUUUG
Messenger RNA from Colletotrichum acutatum, 1062 nucleotides. RefSeq lists its product as uncharacterized. The transcript has 3 exons. The record is from RefSeq and is a predicted model, not a curated record. The annotation marks the transcript as partial. NCBI's taxonomy places the organism in Eukaryota, Fungi, Ascomycota, Sordariomycetes, Glomerellales, Glomerellaceae.